Brassica napus (rape) is the source of this 1479-nucleotide messenger RNA. RefSeq lists its product as uncharacterized. The transcript is spliced from 5 exons. Lineage: Eukaryota; Viridiplantae; Streptophyta; Magnoliopsida; Brassicales; Brassicaceae. The record is from RefSeq and is a predicted model, not a curated record. Bases 1 to 1479 code for a protein of 492 amino acids.
AUGUCUUCGUCGUUAAAUUUCCCUCGUCCGACUAUCGAGGCUGAUGAUCUCGAGAACCUUUACAAGGUGUACGGGGUCGAUCGCGCUGUCGUUCUUGAUUUGGCCGGUACGAAUGAGACUCUCGAAACCGUGAGAGAAGGCUACUACGGAGCCUAUAUUUCCUUCUUUCAUUCCUGCGGUCUUACCUUCCUGAUCCCGGAGCCAAUACUGGAGGCUAGGGAGGAGGGUCUUGCUUUUGGUCUUAGUGAGUUUUGUCAGCUCGUUCUGGUGAAGCGGAAUAAGCAGAACCCAGGUACUUUCCUCGUGUCUCCGCGCCCAGGUGGCCACAUCAUCGAAGACAUCCCUUAUCGCGACGAGAAGUGGCGCGAGCAAUUUUUCGUUUUCAAUAUGGAUCCAGCAUCUAUGGGUGACUUCGAUUUCUCCCAGCUUCCCCGACGUUGGGCUGAGAAUAUCGUUCCUUCUGGAAGUUCUUCAAUGUCGGAUGAGAUCCGCGAUAUUAUGAGGGCCCUUCGGAGAGGUUGUUCAAACUGGUCUACUUUUGAUCGAACUCGGAUUCAAAAUGUCCACGCCUUGCCGGCGGGGACCAAUAAAGCUCCUUCGGCCGAGGGGUCUGAAGGCGAGACCGAUCAUUCCCAGGAGGUCGUAGCGACUCCUUCUGUUCAGACUCAGUCUUCAAAUUGGCUAACUAGGCAGCUUGUGAGAAGAUCGUCAUUUCAAACUUCUGGGUUUGCAUCGAGGGACCGAGCUUCCGGAAAAUCUCCCUUGAUCUCGAUUCAUGAUUCCGACGACGAAGAUGUUUCAGGAGAGACUCGACCUCCUGUCUCGUUGAGUCCUGGCUCAGAAGACGAGACCAUGGCGGCGACUCGUAAGCGACGUCGGUCAUCGGAAGGUGACUUGCCCAGUCCGUCUCGUCCUAGGUUUGCUUCUGAGGGAGAUGGCUCUUUGUUUGCGGCCCAAAGCGAAUUAAUUUACCUCUCUGGUCGCAUGAGGUCAGCGGGUUGUCGUCUCCCAUCUCUCGCUUCCUCAGUCGAGAGGGAAGCCUAUGUCAAGGUUGCUGUGGCGAGCUCUAAGAUGAUGGAAGCUUUUAAUGAGUACGUCGUGAUGAUGGCGGAUCAUGUCGUGGCUUCUCGGAACGACAAGGAAAUCGAGAGUAUUGGUUCUGAGAUCAAGAGGCUUUCGAAGGAGCUCGAAGCCACCAAGCGAGAAGGGAAGAAGGAUGCCGAGAAGAUCGAAGAUUUGACUGAAGACUGGAGAAGAUUUGCUCUGACAUCCCAGAUGGUUGCUCAAAGGGGUAGGUGGGCGAGCAAGAAGAAGGAAGUGUCUGCUGAGAUCUGGCUACAAGAAGUGACCGCAAACAUCGAUCUCCUGAACGAGCUUAGGGAUGGGGGCCUGACUGUGGAUGCGGAGCUUGCACGAUUAAAGGGAAUUGAAGGAGAUUGUGAGGAUCUUGUCGCCCUAGCCGCCGUGCCGGAUUGGUAG